Messenger RNA from Apaloderma vittatum (bar-tailed trogon), 1849 nucleotides. Its product is annotated as myosin-binding protein C, cardiac-type. The record is from RefSeq and is a predicted model, not a curated record. Gene Ontology annotation, molecular function: protein binding. The transcript is spliced from 16 exons. Lineage: Eukaryota; Metazoa; Chordata; Aves; Trogoniformes; Trogonidae. The annotation marks the transcript as partial.
AUGGUUCUCUGCAUCAUUCUGGAGUACAGCAGCUUCUUGCGCUCGACAAAUCGAGGUGAAGCAAAAUCUGAAUCACAAUCUGAUGUUGAUGUCUGGGAAAUCCUGAGGAAAGCUCCUCCUUCUGAAUAUGAGAAAAUUGCUUUUCAGUAUGGUAUCACAGAUUUGCGUGGGAUGCUAAAACGCCUUAAACGCAUAAAGAAGGAAGAGAAAAAAAGUACAGCAUUCCUCAAGAAACUGGAUCCAGCUUACCAAGUGGACAAAGGGCAAAAGAUUAAAUUAAUGGUUGAAGUUGCCAAUCCAGAUGCUGAUGUGAAAUGGCUGAAGAACGGACAGGAGAUCCAAGUGAGCGGCAGCAAGUAUAUUUUUGAGGCUGUUGGGAAUAAAAGAAUACUGACCAUAAACCACUGCUCUCUGGCUGACGAUGCAGCUUACGAAUGUGUGGUAGGGGAGGAGAAGAGCUUCACAGAAUUAUUUGUAAAAGAGCCUCCAAUCCUGAUCACUCACCCACUAGAGGACCAGAUGGUGAUGGUUGGAGAGAGAGUAGAGUUUGAGUGUGAAGUGUCUGAGGAAGGAGCUACUGUGAAAUGGGAAAAGGAUGGAAUUGAGCUAACACGAGAGGAAACAUUCAAAUAUCGAUUCAAGAAAGAUGGAAAAAAGCAGUAUCUAAUUAUUAAUGAGUCAACCAAGGAGGAUAGUGGACAUUACACUGUGAAGACCAAUGGUGGGGUGUCAGUGGCUGAACUAAUUGUACAAGAGAAAAAGCUGGAAGUUUAUCAGAGCAUUGCAGACCUGACAGUGAAGGCACGUGACCAGGCAGUCUUCAAGUGUGAAGUUUCCGAUGAAAAUGUGAAAGGAAUCUGGCUGAAAAACGGAAAAGAGGUGGUCCCAGAUGAAAGGAUAAAGAUCUCCCAUAUUGGCAGAAUCCAUAAGCUAACUAUUGAGGAUGUAACACCAGCUGACGAGGCUGAUUAUUCCUUCAUCCCUCAGGGAUUUGCUUACAACCUUUCUGCCAAGCUACAGUUUUUGGAGGUCAAGAUUGAUUUUGUACCAAGAGAAGAACCUCCCAAAAUCCACCUUGACUGUCUGGGUCAGUCCCCUGACACUAUCGUCGUAGUGGCUGGGAACAAACUGAGACUGGAUGUUCCCAUAUCAGGAGAUCCAACACCCACUGUCAUCUGGCAGAAAGUAAACCAGAAAAGUGACCUUGUUCAGAGCAAUGAGGAUUCCACAACUCCCUCAGAAAACACCAGUGAUAAUAAGCUUCUGUUUGAAUCUGAAGGCAGAGUUCGUGUGGAGAAGCAUGAAGACCACUGUGUCUUCAUCAUUGAAGGAGCAGAGAAGGAGGAUGAAGGAGUAUACAGAGUUAUAGUUAAGAAUCCAGUGGGAGAAGAUAAGGCUGAUAUCACAGUCAAAGUUAUUGAUGUCCCUGACCCUCCAGAAGCUCCCAAGAUCAGCAACAUUGGAGAAGAUUACUGUACCGUGCAGUGGCAACCCCCUAAAUACGACGGCGGGCAACCAGUACUUGGCUAUAUUUUAGAGAGAAAGAAGAAGAAGAGCUAUCGAUGGAUGAGACUGAACUUUGACCUUUUAAAAGAGCUAACCUAUGAAGCCAAGCGGAUGAUUGAAGGAGUAGUUUAUGAGAUGCGGAUUUAUGCUGUGAAUUCUAUUGGCAUGUCCCGGCCAAGCCCUGCCUCACAACCCUUCAUGCCAAUUGCUCCUCCAAGUGAACCAACCCACUUCACAGUGGAAGAUGUUUCUGACAGCACUGUUGCCUUGAAGUGGAGACCCCCUGAGCGAAUUGGAGCUGGGGGAUUAGAUGGUUAUAUUGUAGAAUACUGCAAAGAUGGAU